Messenger RNA from Ostrea edulis (European flat oyster), 1256 nucleotides. RefSeq names its product coadhesin-like. The coding region runs from base 11 to 1117 and encodes 368 amino acids. The transcript is spliced from 8 exons. The record is from RefSeq and is a predicted model, not a curated record. NCBI's taxonomy places the organism in Eukaryota, Metazoa, Mollusca, Bivalvia, Ostreida, Ostreidae.
UCGCUUCAGUAUGAGGAAGAACUUCAUUCUCAUUGAACUGAUAAUUGUAAUCUUUUUCCUUUCCUAUUCCAAUGCCGAUUUUGAGGGAGGAUCGGAAACUGAAAAGAGAUCUUCACGGAGAGUUUGGUGUAAUCCACGGACAGGAUUACGAAUAACAAGGUGUAUAUCAUGGACGAAAAUAAAGAAAUACACGUACAGGAAAUGUGGGUUUUGGCUUCGGAGAAGGUGUAAAUCUGGGACCAAAUAUUACUGGAUAUCAAAGUCUAGAUGGUGCACUAAAAAAUGCAAAGUGAACGGGGGAUGGAGUGCAUGGAGGGGCUGGAGGGGGUGGGGAGCGUGUUAUGGAAGUUCAUGCGUCGGACAUCAAACGCGGUACAGAUUAAGGACCUGUACCAGACCUCGUCCAUUAAACGGAGGACGCUCUUGUCGUGGUCCUAACAGACAGUGGACGACACGGUCUUGUAAACCAGUGAACUCUAUAGUUAAUGGGAAUUGGGGUUCUUGGGGGCAUUGGAAAUCCAUCGGUACAUGCUCAAAAUCGUGCGGCAAUGGAAAACAAAUGUGGGCAAGAGAGAGAACCUGUUCUAACCCCGCUCCUAGAUGUGGAGGGAAAUCAUGUCCCGGGACUUCCAUCUCAAAGCGAUACAAAAAAUGUUUAGUACAGAAAUGUGAAGUUGACGGUGGUUGGAGUGCAUGGGGGGCCUGGACCUCGUACAAGACGUGCUCCAAAACGUGCGGAAGUGGUCAGCAGUUUAGACAUAAAGUUCGAUAUUGCACAAACCCCCCACCUUCCAAUGGAGGAAAAAAGUGCAAAGGAAAGGACAAGGAAAAAGAUUACAAUAUAUGUAACGUUCAUCACUGUCCAGUGGAUGGGAAGUGGAGUGAAUGGGGUAGCUGGGGCCACUUCCGGCACUGUUCCGAGACCUGUGGGUACGGAGUGAAGUAUCGAUACCGUCACAGAGCUUGUAACAAUCCUGAACCCAAGUAUGACGGCAAGAAGUGUCCGGGCUUACUGAAAGACGAGGAGUUCAAAAGAUGUUUUCUUCGAAAAUGUCCAGACAAGCGUGUUAAUGGAAAACUCUCCAAAACAUCCGGGAAGUCAGCAAAGCAGAAGUAAGGCUGUAAUGGUACUCCUAUUUACCUAGGUUCUCCGGCAAGGAAAUACCACAGAAAGAGGAUGCCUUAAAGUUUGAGAAUUAGAAUCCCUUAUCACAUUUCUGUCUAAUGUUUUCAUGAUGUAUAACAAUAAAGUUGGC